AAUUUGGCGUAAGGUUUCCGGUAGUAGGGGCAGUCUGAUCUCAUCGUAUAAAAGUCUUUGGAACCAGUGCUUUGGAAAGAGUUAUUCUCCACCCGAAAACGUGAUCUCAACAAGAUGAAGUACAUUAUAGUGCUGGCUGCUGUAGUGGCCGUGAUUUACGCUCAAGCGGAACCUGCCGACGAAUCCGCACCGCAGCAGACGGUGAUAGUACCUACGUCGGACAUUAUUCCACCAGCAAUAUCACAAGUAGCAACGAGCGAAGUGGCCGAAGCGCAACCACGUAAUAAGAGAGCGCCGAUCCUCCUGGGGAAGGCACUUCUAGGCGGUGCUCUUCUUGGUAAAGCCGCUCUCGGCGCCGGAGUUGUGGGCGCCGGAGUUGUGGGCGCCGGAGUUGUGGGCGCCGGAGUUGUGGGCGCCGGAGUUGUGGGCGCCGGAGUUGUGGGCGCCGGAGUUGUGGGCGCCGGAGUUGUGGGCGCCGGAGUUGUGGGCGCCGGAGUUGUGGGCGCCGGAGUUGUGGGCGCCGGAGUUGUGGGCGCCGGAGUUGUGGGCGCCGGAGUUGUGGGCGCCGGAGUUGUGGGUGCCGGUGCCCUCGGUGCGGGAGCCUUGGGUGUCGGAGCUCUCGGUGCUGGAUUGUACAAGGCUAAAUACUAUGGUGGCGGAUACGGUGGAUACGGCUAUGGUGGAUACGGCGGAUACGGCUAUGGUGGAUACGACGGAUACUAUCCCCGUUAUCAUGAACGUUACUAUCCCGAUUAUCAUUAUCACAAUCAUUAUCACAGCUAUCCCUAUUAUAAUAGUUAUUAUCCCCGCUAUUACGGAGCAGGCUACGGCUGGUAAAUUGAUUCCGAUUUCACAAUGUAUCGUGUAAGUUUGAUAUAUAUUCUAUUAAAAUUUUAAACUUCUAUGUAUUUGUUCUAUACUGGAAAUUGUUAUUUUUCAAUAUAGUUAAUAUUUCAAUCAAGUUUAAUUAAGAAAUACAGUAUAUAUUUCUAUACCAAUAAAAAUAUUCUAUAAUAUUUCUCCUAAAAAGAAAAUAUCAAUUUUUUUUUUAAGCAAACAAUUACGGAGGUACAAAUACUUUUGUAUGAUUCAUUCUAUAUAUCUUAAAAUCAAUAUAAUAAUCGAUAUAUUUUCUUGCAGAUCUCGUUAAUGCGAACAGAAUUAUCUGCCAUACGAUUUACCGCCAUUUCUUGUGGAUCAUUAUUUAUAUAUUAAUAAUAAAAGCUACCUUUCUUUUUACGCAAAUAUUUGUCCGAUAUUUGUACAUUUUUUAUAUGUUUAGAAGCAAAAUGUGUUGGAGAGAAAAGCAAAAUUAGAUGUAUUACAACACAUGUUUUUAAUACUGUUUGUAACGAAAGUUGUAAAUAAAACC
Molecule: messenger RNA, 1372 nt
Organism: Formica exsecta
Lineage: Eukaryota; Metazoa; Arthropoda; Insecta; Hymenoptera; Formicidae
Product: acanthoscurrin-2-like
Exons: 3
Coding region: 115-837 (240 amino acids)
Source: RefSeq, a predicted model, not a curated record